Messenger RNA from Exserohilum turcica Et28A, 1329 nucleotides. RefSeq lists its product as uncharacterized. Lineage: Eukaryota; Fungi; Ascomycota; Dothideomycetes; Pleosporales; Pleosporaceae. Gene Ontology annotation, biological process: chromatin remodeling. Gene Ontology annotation, molecular function: histone demethylase activity. The coding region runs from base 1 to 1329 and encodes 442 amino acids. Gene Ontology annotation, cellular component: nucleus. The record is from RefSeq and is a predicted model, not a curated record. The transcript has 2 exons.
AUGGUACAGGGAUUCAUUCUUCAGCCUCAUGAUUCUGGUUACCUAGAAGUUUUAGUGGAUCCAUCAGCUUCCAUCAAUCUCACCACUAUUCCCUCAUUUGAAGAAACAUCACAGCCACCACAAGACCCAGAACAAGACUUUCAGAAUUGGAUUGAGCAGCCCCAACAAUAUGGUAAAUAUUUAAUCUGCGAUCCACUCAAGGAACACAAAGUCAACAAGAUCCUCGAUGCAGGAUCACUUAACCUGAGACCUCAAAUACCUGGAAUCAAUUCAGCUUACUGGUACGUAAGCUUUGAUGCUGACACCCCGGCCCCAAUGCACAUAGAAGAUGCCAAUACGGGAUCUGCAAACCUGUUGCUUGCAGGGGCAGACAAGCAUUGGCUUAUCAUCCAUCGCAGUAGCGCCUCAGAGUUUGAAGACUGUGUCAAGAAAGAGCUUUCUGGAGGUGAUUGUUCGCAGUUCGUUCGCCACCAAGACUUCAUUCCUGGUCCGCUGUGGUUAAAGAAAAGAGGUAUUGCGUUCGAGAUUGUUGUUCAGAAACCAGGAGACAUCAUGUGCACGCUCCCUGGGCGCACGUACCACGCUGUCCGAAAUACGGGCAAGAAUUUUGCCGUUGCUAUAAAUUACGAAUUCGAGGAUGCACCCGAUCAGCCGUUGGAGUACCGAUGGUGCUCUAAAGGCAGAACUAAAUGCGGUUCUACAGCCCUUACCAUGGAAGACUUCCAAAGGUCCCCUAUGGUAUCAUCCGAUACUUCUUCAUCUAUCGAUACAAUCGUUAUUCUACAAGAAGAAUUGAAAGAUGGACCAAUGGAAAAGAACCACCUGGAGAUGUCAAUUGAAUCUACCUCGCAGGAAUUUAUCAAGCGAUGUUCAAAUCCGGAGUGGUUUGGAUAUAAGAGCAAACAGGAAUUGCAGACGGAUCUUGCUUUGUUCAACCCUGGACGUCAGUUGAACGACACUGUCCUUCGUCAACUUCUCGAAUUGAUAUCCCUCCCACACGGUUACGUUGUCGUUGAGUCUCUUGGACUAGACCUUUUGAGACUAUCCACGGAACAUAUACGCAACGACGAUGUCAAGGGACUCGUUUUCCCGUUUCAUGUGAACAAAUCGGAUCCUUCGAGCACCGCUGAUCGUGAUCAUUGGGCGAUGGGCAUCCUCGAUCUAGGAAGGAAGUUGUUUACUACUUACGAUUUACCAGAAGACCUGUCUCUGGAAUACAAAUUCUCUUUGGAAUGCGCGUUACAAGAAGAAAGUUCAACCCAUUCUGUUUCAGAGCUGAAUGUUCAAGCUAUGGGCAAUCCUGUGGCUUUUGCUGUUGCCUUGCGCUAG